Phascolarctos cinereus (koala) is the source of this 1848-nucleotide messenger RNA. The record is from RefSeq and is a predicted model, not a curated record. Lineage: Eukaryota; Metazoa; Chordata; Mammalia; Diprotodontia; Phascolarctidae.
GCCAUCUUUUCUCCCACCUCAUCAAAUCCAUGCUUGGAGUGAAAGAUCAAGCUGGUCUUGAAUCUUCAGGUGAUUGGGAAAUCCUAGGUCCUAUGUAGGCUCUGUAGCUGAGUGAACUAGUUGUGCGCAACAAACUGGCGCCCAACGUGGGGCUGCACUGCUGCCGUGAAGCUGCACUGAAGCUGCACUGAAGAUGCAGAGAGUAAGACAGCUGCAUGAAACAGUCGGGACAUGUCAGGACAUGUCUGGACAAAGAAGAUGCGACACCCACGUCAAGACACCGAGGUCUGUUGGAGCCAGGCAGCUUCUUAGAAAGAGGUCUCCAACUCGUAUCCCAUUGCAAGACUACGGAGUGGUGAUGGAGAACUUUGGGUCAGAACGAAGGAUGUCCGCAUUAUCCGUUCAGAAGGGACAAGGCAAGCAGAAAAGAAAACACAGACCGGCCAGGAAUCGAAGGAGUUGAAAGAAUAAGAAGAAGGCACUACAUGAACUUGUAACCAAGCUGUGACUCUUGUUGUUAUCGUCGGCAGUGGUGCAGUACACAGCAGCAGAGACAGGAAAUACAACAGAUGGACUUUUGUAACAAAACCGCCAUGGCUAAGACUGGCUACUUGGGGAGAGACAAUACCUGAGGUUGUUUUACAAGGGAAUGCAUCUGCAGGAUUGGGGAAGGAAUUUCAGUUUACAUCUUGAAAGAAUGAUGAAUUUGGGAGAAUAUAAUGUUACUUGCAAUAGUUGCAGUGUAUCUGAAUGCAUAGGACCCAAGAUUAGUGACCAAAUUAUUUUCAUCAUUACACAACAAAAGUUUGCUUUAGUGCCUGUGAAAAGCAAAGAUUGGUAUGAGUCACGUUCUGAUCAUAUUUUUGGAAUAAUAGACCAAAGAAAUCAAUUAGCAAUUGUUAGGAAGAAGAGAUGUAUUUCAUGUAUAGUGUUAGGAAUUGUGUCGCUUAUAGCUAUUGUAACUGCUUCUGUAUCUUUAUCUCAAUCUAUAUCUAUCGCAAGAAAUGAAAUGGUUCAAGCUGAUUUUAUGAAUCAAUUAGCUUGCAAUGUAUCAAAGGGUUUUCAAGCAUCAAAAAGGAUAGAUGAGGGAUUUUACCAUAUACUUGAGGGAAUGAAGGAAACCAUUAUUGAAAUAGGUGAUGAAUUGGAUAUUUUAGAAUAUAGAACACAUUUAAAAUGUGAUUAUAGGUGUGAAUUCAUUUGCCUCACCAAUGUUAAAUACAAUGACUCCCAAUGGGGGUGGCAGAGAAUACACAGACAUCUGAAUGGGCUAUUUGGGAAUUCUACCAUUGCAUUGGAUAUUGAUGAUUUAUAUAAAAUUGCUGAUGAUAUUGGGAGGGCGGCUGAUGAAGAUUUGAUGCCAGAUAAGACUGCCCAACGUAUACUUGCUUGGCUAGAUGAACUCCGUAACCCUUUUGAUAACCUUGGACAUUGGCUUAUGUCUUUAUUAUCUUCUUUAUUGCCAUUAUGUUUACUAUUGCUGGCCAUGCUGUGUUUUGGACCGUGUUUGCUCAGGUGCAUUGCUAAUCAGAUAAAGGACUUUGGGACUGAGCUUUAUAUGCUCUGUCUCCAACAAAAACAAAAAGGGGGAAUUGUUGGGGAUCUGUAAGGAUGUAGAGGGCCACAGGCUGUUCAUGAGGUCUCACUGAUGGGCGGAGGCCCCUCUCGGGUGAUUGAUCUAUGGGAAAGUUGCCUGGUUUGGUGCUCCAUUCUAUGCAUCUCGAACUUCCCUAGUUACUUAUGUCAUUAACAGUGUAUUUGUGAUUGCUAGUAGGUAAGUGCACGAGCUGUGCAUGCACUGUCCUUGACCACAGCAUGGGUUAUACGUCAUUGUAACUUGAGAAAGAG